Galeopterus variegatus (Sunda flying lemur) is the source of this 6108-nucleotide messenger RNA. RefSeq names its product poly(A) polymerase gamma (gene PAPOLG). The coding region runs from base 110 to 2215 and encodes 701 amino acids. Lineage: Eukaryota; Metazoa; Chordata; Mammalia; Dermoptera; Cynocephalidae. Gene Ontology annotation, molecular function: poly(A) RNA polymerase activity; RNA binding. Gene Ontology annotation, cellular component: nucleus. The transcript has 21 exons. The record is from RefSeq and is a predicted model, not a curated record.
AGUAAGCGAGCUACAAGCGACCGGAGGAAAGUGGACGGGGAAGAAGGGAACAGCAGGAACAGGACUCCAGAGCGAAAGACACUCGCUGGAGAGGGAGACGCAGGAAGCGAUGAAAGAGAUGUCUGCAAACACCGUGCUGGACAGCCAGCGUCAACAGAAGCAUUAUGGAAUUACCUCUCCAAUUAGUUUGGCAUGUCCUAAAGAAAUUGAUCAUAUUUAUACACAGAAAUUAAUUGAUGCCAUGAAACCAUUUGGAGUGUUUGAAGACGAGGAAGAAUUGAACCAUAGGCUGGUUGUUCUUGGUAAAUUGAACAAUUUAGUAAAAGAAUGGAUUUCUGAUGUCAGUGAGAGUAAGAAUCUCCCACCUUCUGUUGUGGCUACCGUUGGUGGUAAAAUUUUCACAUUUGGAUCCUACAGGCUUGGAGUACACACCAAAGGAGCUGACAUUGAUGCACUUUGUGUAGCUCCAAGACACGUGGAAAGGUCUGAUUUUUUUCAGUCUUUUUUUGAGAAAUUGAAACAUCAAGAUGGCAUUAGAAACUUAAGAGCUGUUGAAGAUGCUUUUGUACCUGUUAUAAAAUUUGAAUUUGAUGGUAUCGAAAUUGAUCUAGUCUUUGCAAGACUGGCAAUACAAACCAUAUCAGAUAAUUUAGAUCUAAGAGAUGACUCUCGCCUAAGAAGCCUUGAUAUAAGGUGUAUUCGCAGCUUGAAUGGAUGUAGAGUUACUGAUGAAAUUUUACAUUUAGUGCCAAAUAAAGAAACUUUUAGACUCACCCUAAGAGCUGUCAAAUUAUGGGCAAAACGUAAGUACCUCAAGUCUUCUAUGGAAUGGCCAAAUCCAGUGCUGCUGAAGCAACCAGAAGAAAGCAAUUUGAAUUUGCCUGUCUGGGAUCCUCGGGUAAAUCCAUCAGAUAGGUAUCAUCUCAUGCCCAUAAUCACCCCUGCCUACCCACAACAGAAUUCUACGUAUAAUGUGUCCACCUCAACUCGAACAGUAAUGGUAGAAGAAUUUAAACAAGGUCUCGCAGUCACAGAUGAAAUUCUUCAAGGGAAAUCAGAUUGGUCCAAACUACUUGAGCCACCAAAUUUCUUUCAGAAGUAUAGACAUUAUAUAGUAUUGACUGCCAGUGCAUCAACAGAAGAAAACCAUCUAGAGUGGGUUGGAUUAGUAGAAUCUAAAAUUCGUGUACUUGUUGGAAACUUGGAGCGGAAUGAAUUUAUUACUCUUGCCCAUGUGAAUCCCCAGUCAUUUCCAGGAAAUAAGGAACAUCAUAAAGACAACAAUUACGUAUCAAUGUGGUUCCUCGGAAUAAUUUUUCGGAGAGUAGAAAAUGCAGAAAGUGUUAACAUAGACUUGACAUAUGAUAUACAGUCAUUUACUGAUACAGUGUACAGACAGGCAAACAAUAUAAACAUGCUAAAGGAGGGAAUGAAAAUUGAAGCAACUCAUGUAAAGAAAAAACAACUUCAUCAUUACCUUCCAGCAGAGAUUCUUCAAAAAAAGAAAAAGCAAAGUCUCUAUGAUAUCAAUCGAAGUUCAGGUGGACUUCAAUCCAAAAGAUCAUCUCUGGAUAGCAAUUGUCUGGAUAGCUCCAGAGACACUGAUAAUGGGACACCUUUUAAUUCUCCAGUGUCUACAAACAAACCUUCCAAGUCUGAUAGUCCUCCUGCAGGAGAAACGGAAAGGAAUAGUGCUGAGCCUGCUGCUGUAAUUGUAGAGAAGCCACUGAGUGUCCCACCAGCUCAAGGACUAUCUAUUCCAGUCAUUGGUGCAAAAGUUGACUCUACAGUAAAAGCUGUAUCGCCCCCAGCUGUGUGCACCAUUCCUACUGUAGUAGGACGAAAUGUCAUUCCUAGAAUCACAACACCCCACAACCCUGCCCAGGGACAGCAUCUAAAUGGAAUGUCAAAUAUUACUAAGAACAUUACCACCAAGAGAUCCCAUUCCCCAUCCAUAGAUGGGACUUCUAAGAGGUUGAAAGACAUAGAAAAGUUCAUUCGACUUGAAUCAACAUUUAAGGACUCCCGUGCUGCUGAAGAGAGAAAAAGAAAACCAGUGGAUGCCAUUGGAGGAGAAUCUAUGCCUAUUCCAACUAUUGAUACAUCACGCAAAAAGAGACUACCCAGUAAAGAACUACCAGACUCAUCAUCUCCAGUUCCAGCAAAUAACAUCCGUGUCAUCAAAAAUUCCAUUCGACUGACCCUUAAUCGGUAAAAGCAGUGCCUCCUCACUUAAGUGAACAUACAAUCAUGUAGUGGCAUAGAUGCAGCCGCUCUUAUUAAAAUAGAAGUGGCUGUCAUACAUAAAAUAAGGUGAAAGUUACAGUCAUCAGCCUAGCAACCUUGAAGUGGUUUUUCAACUCUCACACUUUGACCUGCAGAUGCUGUAGCAUUCUGUCACUGAUUGCUACAUAUACUUCUCUGAGGAUCACCUGCUAUCAAAUUGUCAUCUACAAUAUUAUGGUUUUGCAUUUGGGGGUUUUACUGCCUUAACUUUUGAUGCUUGUUUCUCUGUUAUGGGAACCAGUUCUUGGCCACCUGGACACUGAUAAAACAAGUCCUGAACUCCUUUUUUUUUUUUUAAAGUCUCAUGUUGUAAUCAUUGUAUAGAGCUGAAAAAGUUGAAAAAAAAAAAUUGUCUUGUAAUUUUCCAAGUGUUAACACAUUUACUUCAGCAUUGAAGCCACUUUGUGAAACCUGAGAUAAAUGAAUGUGAGGUAUCUUUUCUGCUUUCCUCAUUUGUGUAGAUGUACUGUCCUGUUGAUUUAAAUUAUUUUUUCCAGAUUGGCACAUGGAAUAUUUAAACUUUUAUUUUUUGUGUGCCUUUCUGUCAAAAUGUUGCAUAAUUACCAGGGAGGAUUAGUCCAGUGAUUACAUAAGAAUUGGGCACCAUAAAUUCUCUAUAUUUUGCCUCCCAUGGAGGCCUUAGAAAUGCAUCUUUAUUAAAAAUUAAAAUAUAACCAGGAUACUGAAAGUCAGUAUAUGAAUGGUAAAAUUGUUACAUAUCCUAUCUCAUGUCAUUCUUGUUAGUUGAUUGAUAUUUUUUACUGAGGAGCAACUCAUUUCAGCAUCAACAAUAAGAUACCUUUAAGUAUGGCAAACUUGUAUUUUUGAGAUGUAAAAUUAACUCAGCAUGAUAAUUCCUGACCAUUACUUACCCCACAACUUCAAACAGUUUCUUCACGGACUAGGCAUGCAGAAAUAAGCAGUGGAUUUUAUUGAGACCUAAAGGCAUUUUUGAAUGACAUUGUUACCAUUAAUUGGCUCAGGACCUUUGUAAUUUUUAUUUAACUAUAUGAGUUGUCUUUUUUUACACUGCUUUUUUCAAUGCAUUUCUUAAUAUUUUUUUAAGUUUCAUGAAUGCAUGCUCAGUUUAUUAAAAUCCAUAACCAUGUAAUUCUUGUAAUAUGUUGAUUCAGUGUUUUGUAAAUGAAGUCGUAUGUAUUUUCAGAGUAUUUUUGUAUGUACUGUAAGAUACCAUCUUUUCAAAGAGAAACCUUUAAAACCUUUACUGUCUGUCUUUAGUCUAAUUUUUUAAAUAUGGAUUAUGCUUGAAUUAUUAUAUUUAAAAUGAAAAUGUAUGGAUUGCACAGCCUGGAAUGCCAGUAGAUAUUACCUUCUUCAGCUCUCACUUAACAUUAGUAUUUCCAGUAGGAAAAACACAAAAUGCUACACUUAAUAAUGCAGGGGAAAUACCCACCAUCUAGCCAGGAGAGAAAUAGCAGUUCAUUCUCUCUUGCAAACCCUUUACUGUUGAGUUGAAGUUCUUGAAUUCCAGUUGUCAGCAGUAUCUUUCCCUCUCCCACUCUUGUUCUCUGACCUCUAUGUCUCUGAAAUGCAUAUUCUAGUGUUUAACUUGUACAAAGGAAAAUACGAAAGAAACUUCUCAGAAGUAAAAAAGAGCAAGAAAAAGCGAUUGUUCCAUUAUUCACUUUUUACAUAGCUGCGAAAGACAAGAGUAAAAUCCCAUAACCAAAUUGUAGCUUCUUUGGCGAAGCCAUUCACUUAGCUGACCCUUUUCCUUUAUUCAAAUAUUUUGGGAUUUGUUCUACAAAUAUUCUAUUUUAGCAGAACUGAAUGAUUAUGAAAGGACUGAAUAAUUGUCACCUGACUUCAAACUGAAAAAUUCUUUAGUAAGGGAUUUGAUUAAAUUUUAUAUGCUUGAUGUGUGUGCAUUUCUGUAUUUAAUAUCCCCUGCUUUUAAAUCAGCCUUCAAAGUCUCUUUAAGAAUUCCUAUACAUCCAUGUUUACCCUAUUAUGUUAACAGAUUCUUUGGAGUGACUAGUGAGUUUUACUUUAGCAAGAAAGCAACAAGCCUAAUAUUUGUACUGUAGUAUAGUUAUUUCUUUUGUAUUGAGUCCAUUCAACAUGGUUGAUGGCUGAACAUUAGAAUCCUCAAAGAUAGCAUUCUUCAAUUGGUAAUUAAGGAGUUGAUUAGAUGCUUUUGAGGUGAGGGGUUUGGUCAGAAAUGAAGUGUUUUCUAUCCUGACCAGUAGGUAAAACUUUCAGUAAGUACAUUUUGUUACCAUAGUAGGAGGCCUCCAUUGUACUGGUUCCAAGUAAGUAAAAGGAGAAGGUAUAGCCCAGGAUUGUAUGUUAUGUUCAGACACACUAAGUACACGUGUUUGUUUUCAAGUGUGAAACUACACCUAGAAAUUUAUUUUAUAAAGUCAAAUAGCCUAUUCCUCAAUAUAUAGACACAUGUUCGUUUUUACAAGGUUAUUAAAUUUUAAUCUGCUCAUUUUUUAGUGACUAGCUAUGGAAAAUAACUAUUUUCCUUUGAUAUAUACUAUCUGCUAAUUUAAACCUUAGGGACUUAACCCAAUUUGAGAUAGAAGGUACAUGGCUCAAAACCUUGUAAAAUUGAAGCAGGAGAAUGAAUUUUAAAAGUCUACGUUGGUCCUUAAAAUAAGAGUAACUUUGUCUUAAGGCAGCAAUUUAGUAGCAUUAUUAAAAGGCUUACUUAAGUAGCAAUUAAGUGAAGAUGGGCAAUGUCAAAAUGGGCUGAACGUAUUUUACACUGUGUCCCACAGCUUUGAAAUAGAAAUUCCUAACUUGGGGAUUGUGAACCCUUAGGGAAUUUGUAAUUGUAUAUAAGAAGUUUUUGCUUAUAUGCAUUUUUCUGGGUGGAAGUUCAUAGCUUUCAUCAGCUUCUGAAUGCGGUUUAUGACCCAAAAAAGAUGGAUGGGGGUUAGGAACCACCAGGAUUGAAUAAUUCUGGAAUAUUUAGAAUUUCCUCCAUUUGAUUUUGCUGGCUCUUAACUAGUAAAAUGGCCUGAUGGAGGACUCUGGAACACUGAAUUUCUAAGUUUCUUUACAUAAGAGGAAGCAUCAUAACAUCGUUGGCAUGUAAAAAAUGCUUACUAUCAGAUUUACAAAUAUCCUCAUGUUAAUUUAGAUUCAUUAACAGGGUCAAACUUCAGUUCAACAAAUUUCAACGUAAGAUUGAUCAGAGUACAAUAGCUUAGAAUGAUAAUUAGAGAUAGUUGAAAAUAGAAUAAAUCAUUAAAGAUUGUAACCCAUUGAGUUCAGGCCAGAACAGACUGUAUAAACCAAUAAAUAGGAGACCUCUAGUUAAAUAUUUUUUCUAUAAAUAAAAUUGUGUGUGUGUUUAAAUAAACUACCCAUUAAAUUGUCCAAAGCUUAGAAUUUAAGUUGGUCAUGAUGAUAGUUACAAAUAGUGCAGAUGAUGGAAGAAAACCAUUCUCGAUAAUGGUAACUAUUUCCCUAGGAUUUUUAAAAAGAAUUGUACAAGGUCACAUCCUUCUCAAAUUCCUUAUUUUUUCUGAAAUAAUUUUAUAUUUGAAAUUAGUUGAACAUAAGAUUAUCAUAAUCAAGCUUGCUAUAAUUUUUAAGCUAUUGCUGCAUUUUAGCAAAGACCCACAUAAUUUCCUUAUAAAGUACUUAGGAUAUCUUUGAGGUAAAUGGUGCUACAUCACUCCACAGUAUUAUGUAAAAAUGAAUGCAGCUGCUGUUCCUUUUAGAUAGCUGUUUGUGUAGUUCAUAUUUUUCCUGCCUUUUAUUUGGAUUGUCUUAUUUCUUAGUUGUACAUAUGAGCCUCAUUAUUUGUCUGGAAUAAGUAAUCAAAUAAACUUGCUUUGAUAAAUA